AUUUGUUUACAUUGCUGUUCUGGUGCAAAUUGUACAGAAAUGUUCGAUCACACUAUUGCAGAGGCGUGCAUUAAAAAGGAUUGUGUGCAAAACUUCUGGAAAGCAAUCGAUAUUUACCUGUUCAAAACGCACGUAGUUAACAAAAAGCUGUUUGGUGUUAAAAAUGUUGCAAUUGUACCAUUCACAAACGGUUCCACAUCGGUGAUACCGUGGAACAACAUACUGGAUCUACUGAUUGAAACUAACCUGGACGUUUUUGAGGAUGAAACUCGGAAGAUUCUCGUAAAUCAAGGAUGUAAAAUACAGGAAGGCUCACCAGCAAAUAACUCCGUCGAUCAGCUGUCGCAAUAUGAUCAUGAAGGGGUGAUUGUUUUAAAUCGUUUACUUCCAAAAAACAUCAGUGUCUUUCAUCCAAUCGAUGUUGUAUGUUUGAUCGAUUUUAGUUCGUACCGUGUGCAAUUACAAUGCCUUCAGAAGGACAAGGUUACCAGUUUGUUUCCAACGUUUCGUUUCUCGCUAGAAGUUUCGCACGAAGUGCUUUCAAUCCGUUGCCGAUCUAGCGAUACCACUGACGAUCGAUCGAUUUAUUGGCUGCGGGAAGUUCUACUGGAGCGGAUGCAGAAAUGGAUAGAGACGAACAUUCCCACUGAUUCGACUGGCACAAGUACCGCAUCGAUUCGAUCACUUGCUCUUGUAGAUAAUUUGGAGGAGUACAAUUGUCUUUUCAACGAACUCAAACAAAAGUACGGUCUGUCGAUGGUAUCCAUCUGGCCGGAGUGUACCGAUCCUCAGAAAUUUGUCUAUGAAGACAUCGCAAUUGCAGCGUAUUUGCUUAUGCUGUGGAAAAAAGAGCGUUCUGACAACGGGAUCGACAAGCUUCAGUCGUUCGUGGACAUUGGGUGCGGAAACGGAUUGCUGGUGUACAUCCUCGCAUCUGAAGGACAUCGAGGAUAUGGUAUUGAUUUGAGAAAACGCAAACUGUGGGAUCUUUACCCGGCCGAACCGAAAAUUGAUUUGCGCGUCGAAACGAUCGUACCUUCGAAUGCUUCCCUAUUUCCCACCAUCGAUUGGAUCAUUGGAAAUCAUUCGGAUGAGCUAUCACCCUGGAUUCCAGUCAUUGCAGCACGUAGCUCGUACAGAUCUAGAUUCUUCCUUCUUCCCUGUUGCGCUUACGAGUUCGAUGGACGUAAGUACCAGCGACAAAACGGUGCUCUUAGCCAGUAUGGAGACUUUUUAAAUUACGCUGCCGAAAUAGCACGCGUCUGCGGGUUUCACGUGGAAUCGGAUCGUUUACGAAUACCCAGCACCAAACGAACGUGCCUAGUGGGCAAUAAAAGAAUGUACCCUGAAACGGAACAUGAACGCCACGACGAAACAAUAAAAGCAUUCAUCAACGAACGGUCGAAGGGAGUGAAAAUGGAAGGGACACUGGCACUAAAUGGAACGGAAGACAGUUGGUCGGCCAAUUUCAAACCUAGGGAAACCGUUGAGAAGGUACGAAACUGUACGAAAAUUGAUCGAUCCGUGGUGGAAAAGAUCGUGGCAAUUGUGUUCGAGCAGCUACUUGCAAAGCGACGUAUUCCUGAAGAAUUCUUCUCGCGUAAUUGGAAUGCUGGUGGAACGAUAACGCUUGAAGCACUGGUAAAAGCGAUACCGCAGGAAUUGCUAGUCGCCCUAAAGGCUGAGUGUGGUGGGUUGCAAACGUUGCUGCGGAACAAUCAUCAAAUUUUCCGAGUGGAGAAAGGAGCAGUACAGAUUCGCAUUCCGACGAAAGUAUCGGACGCGAUGGAUGAGGCGGUUGUGAGGAAAAUGAAGAAGGUGAAGAAUUUUAAACCGAUCAACUUCAAGCAGCGGGUAUGUUGGUUUAUCACCAAUCAUCCCGACGGAUGCCCGCUGUUGGAGAGUGAAUGUAAAUUUAACCAUGGAAGCUGA
Molecule: messenger RNA, 1932 nt
Organism: Anopheles marshallii
Lineage: Eukaryota; Metazoa; Arthropoda; Insecta; Diptera; Culicidae
Product: probable tRNA (uracil-O(2)-)-methyltransferase
Exons: 2
Biological process (GO): tRNA methylation
Molecular function (GO): tRNA (uridine) methyltransferase activity
Source: RefSeq, a predicted model, not a curated record